GACUGCAAAGUUACUAGAGCAAUAACUGCAGAAAAACUAGUUGGCAAGCCUUUGUCUUGCAAGGAUAGCAGUCAUGGCUGGCUCUCUGCUGGCUAUACUCAGUGCAGCUGCACUGGCAGUUCUUAUAGUGCCCGACGCUGCAGAAGCAACCUGCACCCUCCUGGAGCAGCAGGAAGCUGGUAUAGAUCUCCAGCAGCAGUGGAGGGAUCCCUGCUUCACCUCCUGGUGUCGCCGUUUCCCUUUUGCCCGCUGCGAGACCCACAGAUGCACUGCACAGUUCUUUGUCGGCUCCACUGAUGUUACUGAUAACUGUGAUGUUGACAUCUGUGUUGUGGAGAAUGGUCCAGACAUAGAGUGCAAUGGAGUGUGUGGAAUUGACUUCCUCACUGGCCGCCCGUACUGCGACCCUUCAUGUGACAUUGACAACGGCGGCUGCAGCGACGACGAAGUCUGUGUGCCUGCUGAAACGGUCUUCUGCAUCAGAGCUCCCUGCCCCCAGGGCAUCCGCUGCAUCCAUAAGACUGCCGUCUGCAACCAGGAACCAGACACUGACUCGUGUGGAAUAACAGAGAGGGCCUUCUUCUACAACCCUGCCACCCAGCUCUGCAAGCGCUUCGUCUACGGUGGCUGCGAGCGCACACACAACCGGUUCUCGAGCAUGCAAGAGUGCAGGGAGACGUGUAGAGGUGUCACCGACGUCUGCUCAACCUCAAUCCGCUGUCCGCCUGGCACCAGGUGCAAGAUUAACGACGACGGAACCCCGUUCUGUGAGGCGUCCUGCGAGUACGACAAUGGAGGGUGCGAGGUUGACGAAAUCUGUCACAUGAGGCAGCCACAGUGUCUCACCCUGCCCUGUCCUGAUUUUGUCGAAUGCAUUCCUCGCAGAGAGGUGUGCGCACUGACGCUGAUGUUGGUGACUGCAGAGCUGCAAUUCCGAGAUACUACCACAACCAGCAGAGCGGUCGCUGCGAGCGGUUCUCCUACGGUGGGUGCGGAGGGAACGAAAACCGUUUCAUUACGCUCGAGGAGUGCCAGGAGACCUGUGGAGUGGAGAGCCCAUGUAAUCUAAUCGACUGCGCACCAGGGGCUAUUUGUCAAGUUGACACUGACGGAGAUGCAGAGUGCGUGAGCAUUACAUCGUGUCUGAUAAGGUCGUGUCCCACUGGAUUCUCCUGUGAGAGAGACCCAGCGACCAACAUGGCCGAGUGUGUCCCAAUAUUCAUCACCAUUGAUCCCUGCGAAUUCACUGACUGUGAUCCCUGUCGAUUUGAUCCCUGUAAACCAGGCACCACGUGUGAGCUAAACAGUAUCACAGGAGAUCCCGAGUGUGUUCCCAUUGACCGAUGCUCCAACUUCCCCUGCGCGGGCGGCUUCACGUGUGAAAUGCACCCGGUCACCAAUGAGCCCCAGUGUGUCCCCGAGGGAUUAGGCUGCGCUCUCAUCCACUGCCUCCCACCGGCCAUCUGUAGAAUCAGACGGGGCAACCAGAUGGGGUACUGUGGCGGAGAUCCCUGUGAGACUCACAACUGCGGCCGAGGGUUCGAGUGCCGCUACAACCAAGUGGAAGAUGCCGCCGAGUGUGUACCGAGUGUCAUCACUAAUGAUCCCUGUGUCCUCAAACUUUGUCCACCAGGGACUGGGUGUGAGGUGACUGAGCUUGGUACUGCAGUUUGCAGACCAAUCGAGACCCCGUGUGCCCUAAUCCUGUGUGACAUCAACUCAAUCUGCCGCAUGCGACCUGGCACAAAUGAUGGAUACUGUGGACCACACCCUUGCAAUACACACGUCUGUGAGCUAGGAACUGAAUGCCGCUUGAAUCGAGAGCUGGACAUUGCAGAGUGUGUCCCAACAGAUGCUUGCCUCACCACAGUUUGUCGGCCAGGAACCACAUGCGUGGUGAAUGAACUAGGUGCUGCAGUCUGCAGACUCGCUAAUCCCUGCAUCGCCGCUCUCUGUGCAGUGGGAACCGUCUGUGAAGUGGACCCAACAGGUUCCCCUGUCUGCGUUCCAGUCCCACAUCCCUGCGCCACAAUCAAAUGCCGCAAACCAGAGAUAUGCCGUGUUCGCCCCAGCGCUCAGAGAGGCUACUGUGGAGUCGAUCCCUGCAUCAAAAUGAACUGUGGUAAAAACUAUGAGUGCAGCUACAACGAGAAGACAGACGAAGGAGAGUGCGUACCAACAGCUCCCUGUCUCCUACAGGACUGCCCGACAGGCCAGGUCUGCAAACUGAAUGAAGACACUGGCGAAGGGGUAUGUUCACCCCCCGACCUGCGCUGUAUGAUCUUUGACUGUCCAAAGGGCACCGUAUGUCAGCCCAAGAAAGGCAUUAAAACCACGGUCGAGUGUUUCCCCGAAAACCCCUGUUCGCGCAUCGAUUGUGGCUCACAGCUAUGUCGAAUCGACCAGGUCUCUGGCAGAGGGUACUGCGGUAUCGACCCCUGCACUCUCGUGAGGUGUUUCAACUGUCGGUACAAUCCCGAGACUGAUGGUCCUCAGUGUAUGGGAGAUCCUUGUGCCACCGUACUCUGUUCCGAGGGUACCACCUGUAGAGUGGACGAAGACAGAGAGCCAGAGUGCGUGAGUCCUUGCGAAGACAUCAUCUGUGGCUCGCUCAUGUGCAGAGUCAACCUCGAUACCAAUGCUGGGUACUGCGGCCUCGACCCUUGUACGUACACAACGUGCGAGGCAGGGACCCAAUGUCGCUUCAACAUGAAGCUGGACGCUGCAGAAUGUGUAGCCGUCAAUCCCUGUGCCACUAUGGACUGUGCCGAGGGUACCACAUGUCAAGUCGAUGCCAGCUCCGGAGAGGCCCGGUGUGUCCUUGACCUUCCUGAUAUACGCUGCUUUCUUCUACAAUGUGCUGCUGGGUUUGUCUGCCAGGCCAACGAGGAUGGCAGUGUGGAGUGUGUACCAGAAGAUCCCUGCAGUGAUCGUAACUGUGGUCAACUGAUGUGUAGGGUUAGGCCAGACACACGCAGAGCCUACUGUGGGUUGGACCCAUGUACCUUCACCACCUGCCGUGAGGGAACAGAGUGCCGGUACAACCCUGACCUGGACAUAGCGGUGUGCGUGAAUCCUACCGACCCCUGCGCUGAUUUCAGCUGCACUGGAGGAGACAUCUGCAGAGUUAACGUCGCCACCGGGCUACCAUUCUGUGGCAUCACUCCGUGUGCCUUCACCACCUGCUUCGUUAACACACUCUGCGUCUAUGACCCUACGACCGACUCUGCUAGAUGUGUUGCACCGCCCGACCCUUGUGACGGAAUCAGUUGUAGUGGAGGAGACAUCUGCAGAGUGAAACAAGCCACUCAGGAGCCGUUCUGUGGUGUCGACUUAUGUACCAUCAUCUCCUGCGCCCCCAACUCAAGAUGCAACCACGACCCUCUCACUGACUUAGUUAUUUGCGAAGAAGUUAUAAUUUCUCUACCCGACGCAUGUAACAACGUUCAGUGUGCUCCGUGGACUAGAUGUGAGGUGAACGAGAGAUCAGUCGCAGAAUGCGCCCCCAUAUGUUCCGAUAUUCUCUGCGGGCGUCCACUGGUGUGUAGGAUAAAUGCAACAACGCGAGAGCCAUACUGCGGUAAUUUCGCCUGCCGUAACUUCAGAUGCACGGUCCCAGGCACUGAGUGUCAAUACGAUUAUGAAACAGACGAGCCGAGAUGUUCGUUUGUGGACAACAGCCCUGGCGAUGUUUGCAGCCCCGACCCUUGCCCUUUCAACUUUGCAUGUGUGAGGAAUUCUAGGGGCAAUGCCGAGUGUCUUCUUCUGACCAUCGGAUAAUGCGCUGCAUCACAUGAAACACAUCAAACUGCUAAUCAACAUCACAAACUAUAGUCUAUCCCUAAGUGUUUGGGCAUUAUUAGUUUUGUAUAGUUUUGUAAUAGUUCAUUGAGUCUCGAUUACAUGCAAGUAUUCUUGCACUCCUGGCGGGAUUCAAAUCGGUUGGCAUUUCCACCGCAGCCUCUGAAGCUGAACGCCUUGCACGUGUUCCUACGAGAGUUGUAGUAGAACCUUCUCAUUGAUCCGUCGAUUGGUCCAUUUGCACAGGGGCUCCCCCUGUCCCUUCGGAGAGUGCAAAUUGCAUUUGCGGUGGGCGUAGUCUCACUUUCUGUGGGUGAGACGAAACUAGGUCAAAAUUGUAUAUACCUAUGCUGGCUCAGUAUAGAUUGAUUUAUGCAAGACGGGUGGAGAAUGAUAUUCAUUGUUUCGAAUGCCAAUUACAUGUCAGAAUGUGUGCAUACACUCUGGGAAAGAACAGCACUCUUUUAGGUGGA
Molecule: messenger RNA, 4274 nt
Organism: Geodia barretti
Lineage: Eukaryota; Metazoa; Porifera; Demospongiae; Tetractinellida; Geodiidae
Source: the annotation of a GenBank genome assembly